Molecule: messenger RNA, 2387 nt
Organism: Aureobasidium pullulans EXF-150
Lineage: Eukaryota; Fungi; Ascomycota; Dothideomycetes; Dothideales; Saccotheciaceae
Product: major facilitator superfamily transporter
Exons: 2
Coding region: 426-2219 (597 amino acids)
Biological process (GO): transmembrane transport
Cellular component (GO): membrane
Molecular function (GO): transmembrane transporter activity
Source: RefSeq, a predicted model, not a curated record
GUCGACAUCGUCACCUGCACUUCCACCUCGAUGUUGACGGCAUCCUCGACGGUGAGAUUUUCCGCGAUGAGCUUGCCUUUGUCAAUGGACUUUGCCUUGUGAAAGAUCUUAUCAAUCAGUUUUGGACGGCAAUUCUUUCCGAACGGUUUCUUAGGAAAGGUCUGCCAUCUUCGCGACUGUCUCUAUCACUUGGCGGCUUCCUCUUUUACUUGGCAAGAAGACCACUCGACACUCAGCCAAUCCUUCUCGAGUCUCGGCAGGCCAGUUAUGUCCUUGUCGCAGGCCCGGCCAAGAGAUUGGCACGGGAGAAAGAAAAACGAUGCUCGGCGGUAGCUCUGCACGAUCUUAUCAUAUAAGAUGCUCGCCCUGAUCAUCUAAUCAAUCACAUUGUCUCACUCCCUACUUCGUCUGUACCAUUUGCAGCUAUGUGGGACCUUGGAGCCAAACUUUGGGCCAGCACGCCGGCUGCUGAACAGGAUGACGCUUCGGUCAGCUACUCCCCCGAUGUCACUAACAGAGGGGAAGAGAAAGGGUUGCCCAUCGAGAACAGUUCCUCCCAGCCAGACGAGAGUAGCGAAGUGGACAAAGAUAUUCAGGAUGGUGUACGCGAGAUCGAAGCCGUCACCUUGGUUUGGGAUACCAAGUCGCUGAUACUGGUCUUCUUCUUCAUCUACGCAAUCUACACAGUCGACUCCAUGCACUCUACAAUGUCGUCCGCGUUUACAGCUUAUGUCACGAGCGACUUCUCCCUGCAUUCUCUUACCGCAACUACCGGCAUUCUUUCGAACAUCCUCGGAGGUCUCUCGCGCUUGCCUCUCUCAAAGAUCAUCGAUGUAUGGGGUCGUCGUGAGGGUUUUGCUGUGAUGGGAGUCUUCUUGACCAUUGGUCUUGUCAUGAUGGCAGCUUGCAACAAUGUCGAGACUUAUGCUGCCGCCCAGGUCUUCUACUGGAUUGGCUACACGGGCAUCCAGUAUAUCGUGGCAGUCAUGAUUGCAGAUGCUACAAGCUUGCGCAAUCGUGGAAUUGUAUAUGGUAUCGUCUCGACGCCCUACCUCUUCACCACCUUUGCUGCCGGUCCGGCUGCUACGAAUUACAUCAACGGACCAGGUUGGCGAUGGGGAUUUGGCACUUUCGCCAUUGUCACACCUGUCAUGUGCUUGCCUGUGUUGCUCAUAUUCACCUUGAAUAAGCGAAAGGCAAAGAAGUUGGGCACCUACAAGGCAAGACCGAGCAGCGACCGAACCAUUCUCCAGUCACUUAAGCAUUACGCUAUCGAGCUUGAUGUCUUGGGCUUGCUCUUGAUCUGUGGCGGUCUUGCCCUCUUCUUGCUCCCCUUCAGCUUGUACUCCUACCAAGCCAAGCAAUGGCGGUCGCCGAUGAUCAUCUGCAUGCUGGUCUUUGGUAUCAUCAUUCUCAUCCUCUUUGGAGUUUACGAAAAGUUCUUCGCCCCCAAAAGCUUCCUGCCCAUCGCAAUGCUUUCCAAUCGUACAGUCCUUGGUUCUUCCAUUUAUGGUGCGUUGGCCUUUGUCAGCUUCUACAUCUGGAACAGCUUCUUCUACUCUUUCCUGAUCGUUGUGAAUGAUCUAUCCAUCUCCAAGGCUGUGCUCAUCCGCAACAUCUAUACUCUCGGAUCCUGCUCUUGGGCUCUUAUUGUCGGUCUACUCAUCAGAUUUUCUGGUCGAUACAAGUGGCUCGCUCUUUACUUUGGUGUCCCUCUGAGCGUUCUCGGUGUCGGGUUGAUGGUCGCAUUCCGCCAACCAGACGUCAACAUUGGCUUCAUCGUCAUGUGUCAGAUCUUCAUCGCGCUGGGUGGUGGAACAACUGUCAUCUGCCAGCAGGUUGCGGUCAUGGCUGCCGUCAGUCAUCAGGAAGUCGCCGUCGCACUCGCCAUCCAGUAUGCAUUCACCAGCAUCGGAGGCGCUAUCGGAAGCUCCAUCGCAGCCGCAAUCUGGACGGGCGUGUACCCUGCGAGACUCCAGGCCUAUCUUCCCGCCGAGUCUCAGGCCAACUUCACCCAAAUCUAUGGCAGUAUCGUCGUUCAGUCUUCGUACGAGAUGGGCAGUCCGACCAGAGAUGCCAUCGCGCGCUCUUAUGGUGAGGCUCAACGUUACAUGCUCAUCGCCGCUACCAGCUUCCUUGCCGUUGGUAUUUUCGCCGUCAUGAUCUGGCACGAUAUCAAUGUCAAGCAAAAGAAGCAGACCAAGGGCCAUGUGUUCUAAAUUCUGUCACGAGCACUUCAAAAGAUGGGUCGGGUUCGGUCGGUUGUCAUGAUCUGUUAGCGACAGACUUGAUUUUAGACAGGAUAAAUUGCAGGACUAGAUCUACUGAACGUCAUCUGAAAAAUGAAUAACAAACAGCAUAAACUACCAGUUAAUCAGACCAACCCC